This is a messenger RNA of Panicum hallii, 756 nucleotides long. RefSeq names its product agamous-like MADS-box protein AGL80. The coding region runs from base 1 to 756 and encodes 251 amino acids. NCBI's taxonomy places the organism in Eukaryota, Viridiplantae, Streptophyta, Magnoliopsida, Poales, Poaceae. The transcript has a single exon. The record is from RefSeq and is a predicted model, not a curated record. Gene Ontology annotation, molecular function: protein dimerization activity; RNA polymerase II cis-regulatory region sequence-specific DNA binding; DNA-binding transcription factor activity, RNA polymerase II-specific. Gene Ontology annotation, biological process: positive regulation of transcription by RNA polymerase II.
AUGGCUCGCAAGAAGGUGGCCCUGCAGUGGAUCGCCAACGACUCCACCCGCCGCGCGACCUUCAAGAAGCGCCGCAAGGGCCUGAUGAAGAAGGCGAGCGAGCUGGCCACGCUGUGCGGCGUCGACGUCUUCGUCGCGGUCUACGUCGAGGGCGAGGCGCAGCCGGAGGUGUGGCCGGACGCCCCCGGCGAGGCGGAGCGCAUCGCCGCCCGCUUCAAGGCCGUGCCGGAUCUGGACCAGUGCAAGAAGAAGCUGGACAUGGAGGGCUUGCUCAGGCAGCAGAACGACAAGUCCAGGGACCAGCUGCACAAGGCGCAGCUCGAGAACCGGGAGCGCGAGAGGCAGCUCCUCCUGCACGACGCCAUCGCCGGCCGGCGCCCGGGCCUCGUGGGCCUCUCCGUGGAGCAGGUCGUCACCCUCGGCUUGAUGGUGGAGCAACGCAUCCAGGCCGUCAUGGACGCCAUCGCGCGCCUACAGGGGGAGGGACACGACCUUCCGGCGGCGACGGCGCCGCCGCAGCCGCCGCUGGCGCCUUGCAGCACCGGGGCCGGCGCCGGCCGCAGGGACAUUAUGAUGCCGCAGGCGCCGCACCCGCAGGGCUGGAUGAUGGCCGUUGGGGACACUCGGGCGCCGGCCUACAGCGGCUUCAUCGGCGCCGGCGGCACCAGCGCCGGGGGCGACAUGCCGCUGCAGUUUAGCGGUAUGGGUUUCGGGUUUGCGGGGCCGGAUGCUGGUCAAUCUUUCCCUUCCAUGUAA